AUGAAUGCCCAGUGUGAAUACCAUGCGGGGAUAUCGGGGCAUUCGAUCGAGAACUGCACUGCGUUUAAAAAGGCAGUAGAAAGAUUCAUUAAGAUGGGGUUGGUAAAGCUUGAUGACCCAUCAGGACCAAACGUAGCAGGGAAUCCGUUACCCAAUCUGUCUGAUAAAGGGGUAAACGUGAUCAUUGAGAAUGGGGGAAGGAGGAUCAAAGAUGACAUUGCGAAGAAUAUGAUGGACAAUAAAGAGCUAGAAUUUUAUGAAGAGAUCAAAGGACUAGAAAAGGGAGAGGUCUAUGCCUCGGAGGAAGGACCCGCGAGAAAAGCUCAAAAUCACCCGGUGGUGAUUAUUUCAAGACCAAGAAAUACGGGAUCAGGAAUACAACUAGCGCCAAAGGUCAUAAUCCAAAAACCUGUAGCCUUUCAUUACCAGGAUAUCAAAAAGGUUCCUUGGAAUUAUAAUUGCAAUGUGAUGAUCCCGGGAGAAGAGAACCUGAUAAAUGCUUCAAAGGAGUGUAGCGAUGUAGGUUUCUAUACACGCAAUGGAAAACACUACGACCCGGCAAAUACAAAAGAGGAGUCUAUGAAAGGAAAAGCUGUGGCAGUUGAACAAGACAAAGCAAAGACGGCCAGAAUUGGGUCACAGGUUAACGAACCCGUGACUAAGAAUGAGGCUAGAGAAUUCUUAAAAUUCUUGAAGCACAGUGAGUACAGCGUGGUGGAGCAAUUGCGUAAGCAACCGGCUCGUAUCUCAGUGCUCGAGUUACUUCUAAGUUCGGAGUCACAUCGUAAUGCGUUGAUAAAAGUGCUAAAUGAGACUUAUGUUGCUAACGAUAUCUCUGUGAGCAAGCUGGACCGCCUGGUUAAUAACAUAAACGCCGACAACUUUAUCUUUUUCAACAAUGAUGAGAUUCCGCCAGGUGGUAUGGGAUCUACCAAGGCCUUGCAUAUCACUGCCCGUUGCAAUGGGUGUACACUACCGGGGAUACUCGUUGACAACGGAUCGGCACUAAAUGUUUUACCCCUAUCCACAUUAAAUAGGCUACCUGUGGAUAUUUCUCACAUGAAAUCAUGCCAAAAUAUAGUGAGAGCAUUUGAUGGCACUGAGAAAAGAGUGAUGGGAAGAAUCGAGAUACCUCUAUUGAUCGGUCCAAGUACAUACGAGGUGGACUUUUUGGUAAUGGACAUCAAACCAUCUUACAAUUGCCUAUUGGGGAGGCCUUGGAUCCAUUCCGUAGGAGCCGUACCAUCGUCACUUCACCAAAAGGUGAAGUUAGUAGUAGAGGGUCGAUUGGUGACUAUAGGUGCAGAAGAAGACAUCAUUGCGUCAGUUACCGAUGAUAUGCCAUAUAUAGAGACUGAUAGUGAAGCGAUAGAAUGUUCAUUCUGA
This is a messenger RNA of Gossypium raimondii (Peruvian cotton), 1386 nucleotides long. RefSeq lists its product as uncharacterized. NCBI's taxonomy places the organism in Eukaryota, Viridiplantae, Streptophyta, Magnoliopsida, Malvales, Malvaceae. The record is from RefSeq and is a predicted model, not a curated record. The coding region runs from base 1 to 1386 and encodes 461 amino acids. The transcript is spliced from 2 exons.